AUGAGCCGUGCAACUGAGCGAUUGGAGGUGUGCGAGGGCGCGACAGCGUACCGCAUGGCAAGCCUGCUGCAACGUCCGCGUACGGACGAGGUCGUUGAUGUAGGGUCGCUGCGUGGAACGACGGCGCAGAUCGAGGAGUUCCUUGCCAUGGCGUCACGGGUGCCUGCUGUGCGGAUGGAACCGGACUGGAUGCGACUGGGCAGCGGCGGCAGCAGCGACGCGGAGGAGCUAGAGUCGGUGGACGAGGGGCCCACGGCGCAGCUGAACGUUGUCGCUGGAGUGCUGGAGGAGGUGGAUGGCGCCGCGGAGCGGCCCGAGGUGUCAUGCCUCGACGGGCUUGUGCUCCCAACUGCUGCAAAUCAGCAAGAGCUGCAGCGGCACACGGUAGAGCAGGCACAGGCAAUGCUGAACCUGCUGAGCGCGCUCUUGCCGUCCACGCCCGUGUCGGACGACUGCAGUGCGGCGUCGCGCGCGGCGGGGCACGUCCCGAUAAGCAAAGAGGACGAUGACGACAGCGUGGCCGUGAUGAACGCGGACGACCUGAUGGGUGAGGACUCAAGCGAGGACGAUGCGCCGGCGUGUCACCGGGGCAUCAUUGAGAUAAACUGA
Leishmania braziliensis MHOM/BR/75/M2904 is the source of this 609-nucleotide messenger RNA. RefSeq lists its product as hypothetical. NCBI's taxonomy places the organism in Eukaryota, Euglenozoa, Kinetoplastea, Trypanosomatida, Trypanosomatidae. The record is from RefSeq and is a predicted model, not a curated record. The transcript has a single exon. Bases 1 to 609 code for a protein of 202 amino acids.